Cylicocyclus nassatus is the source of this 1428-nucleotide messenger RNA. NCBI's taxonomy places the organism in Eukaryota, Metazoa, Nematoda, Chromadorea, Rhabditida, Strongylidae. The record is from the annotation of a GenBank genome assembly.
GAGCUUUGAACAAUUGCAUAUAAUCUUGAAAACUAAAUUUUGUGGGUCCUCCCGGCCGAUCUAGUCGUCUGUUAGCUGUUUGCCACUUGUAAAAUGGUACAACCAAUCUGUGAUGUGGAGACCCUUUGGAAAUUUGAUGAGAAAACUGCGAACGUUGAAGCAGCUAGGCGAUUGACUAAUUAUAGAGACAAGAUCGCUGAAGGAAAGCCAGAGAUACUUGUAUGUCAUGACAUGAAAGGAGGCUAUCUCGAAGAGGAAAGUGAUGAAGGAAUUAUGGUGCGAGAUGGUUGUCCGAAUCCAUACGUAUUUUUGAACUGGUGGAAUAUAGAUGUAUUUUGCUAUUUUUCUCACUGCUUCGUCACUAUACCGCCUACCAGUUACACAAACUUAGGGCACGAACACGGUUGCCUUGUUCUGGGUACUUUCAUCACCGAAGGCAAAGAGUUGUGUGCAAGGGUUCUCGCCUCGGAGGAAACAGUGUUGCUAACGGUAGAUCGGCUUGUUUCUAUCGCACGUGCUUAUAACUUUGAUGGCUGGCUGAUCAACAUAGAAAAUAGAGUGCUGGUCGAACAUAGAGAAAAUCUGAAGUUGUUCCUGCGUCUGUUGACGGAUUACAUGCGAGAGGCCGUAGAACACUCUCGUGUGAUCUGGUACGAUUCUGUAAUUGCAUCGGGUAGGUUGCACUGGCAAAACCAGCUCAAUGAGUUGAAUAAAAUUUGGUACGAAAACUGCGAUGGAAUAUAUUUAAACUAUGGUUGGGGUGACGAAGAGCUACUGAAUAGUGCUGAUCAUGGAAAAAUCCACAGGAUCUAUGUAGGAAUCGAUGUUUUUGCAAGAGGAUGCAUCGGUGGCUGGGACUGCUACAGAUCAUUCGCAAAAGCGAAUUUGAUGCGAAUGUCUAUCGCAUUGUUUGCACCUGGGUGGGUCUGUGAAAAAUUUCCUGAUGCAGAUCCGAUAGAGCAUGGUUUGAAAUUUUGGAAGAAGCUCACUCUAUAUGCUCCUCCUCGUCCAAUCCUUGAACUACCCAUAAAUACCAAUUUUUGCGCUGGAUUCACCAAUGAAACGGAUGGAUGCAGAUUUCGCCUAAGUUCCAUCUCGCUGCAGCCUCAUUUUACACGAUUAGAGCAACCUACUCCUUUGGGAACUGGAGGAGUCCUUUUGAAAAAGGGAACUUCCACAAGAAUAUUCUGUUUCGAUGUUCAUUGCUCGGGAUGUCGAAUAACAAUUCAUGCAAACCGACAACUUGAAGUUGUAGUGAAUGAUUGUGUAGUGAAUGCAACAAGAGAUCAAAAUAAGUUCAUUGCAAUUAUCAACCGCGUUUUCCAACUCCGCUCUCUUGAUAUUCGCAUCGAUGACGAGGCGGAUUGUCAGCUCAGUGACAUAACCGUUGAAGAAAUUUCUAAGGAAAAUGAAAUAAAGAUGACUUGA